Molecule: messenger RNA, 2876 nt
Organism: Dermacentor andersoni
Lineage: Eukaryota; Metazoa; Arthropoda; Arachnida; Ixodida; Ixodidae
Source: RefSeq, a predicted model, not a curated record
UUGUGCGUAUCCAGUGCCCGGCUUUCGUGCGGCUGCUGCGAACUAUGCAAACUUCACUGAAUGGUCAACACAGGUGGUACAAACACCGAAAGCAAUCAUGGAUGGUAGCCCAAACGUGAACAGUAUGCCUCCGAUGCCGCCGUUGAUGAUGCCGCCAGCACCUCCGUUCGGGCUUCAGCCACCACCGAUGCCACCAGGUUUCAUGCCCCGACCACCAAUGGAUGGCGGAGGGCCCAUGCUGCUACCUCCAGGCAUGCCCAUGCCACCGCACUACCCACCGGGCUACCCACUCUACCCGGCAAUGCCACCUCAGGUGCCCCCUCCACCAACAGCUGCCGCAGUCCCACCAGCAACCCUGCCUGCUCCAUCAUCACCAUCUCAGGCAACCUCUUCUCCAAAGCCUGAUGUACCUGCAGCUUCUACACCGCCAGCUACACCAGCCACGUCUUCUGAAAAUGCUGCACCAACGCCUGCUGCCCCACAAGCAUCAAAGAGCAGCAGUUGGACAGAGCACAAGGCUCCUGAUGGCCGUACUUAUUUCUACAACCACACCACCAAGCAGUCCAGUUGGGAGAAACCCGAUGAACUGAAGACACACACUGAGUUGCUGCUGUCUCAGUGCCCCUGGAAGGAGUACAAGUCAGACACGGGCCGAACAUACUUCCACAACGUCCUUACAAAGGAGUCUCGCUGGACCAUUCCUAAGGAGCUUGAAGAGCUUAAAGCCACAAUUGCUGCCCAAGGAGAAUCCAGCAAGGAGGAAGACAAUGUGGCCAACAUUCAGCUGCCAAGCAGUGCACCAGCAGACCCUGCGGGCAGUGUGGCUGUGCAGCCACAGCAACCUCAGCAGGCACCGCCGCAGGUACAGCCACCGCAGCAACCCCAACAGCCACAGCAGCUGCCACAGCAGCCGCAGCAACCGCAACAGCAGCCGCAGCAACCGCAACAGCAGCAACAGCAGCAGCAGGGAGGUGAAGAAGAAGACAAGUCGAGUGACGAGGAGGAGACGAAGGACAGGCCCAUCGAGUUUAAGGACAAGAAAGAGGCCAUUGAGGCCUUCAAGGAGCUGCUCAGGGAGAAGGAGGUGCCCAGCAAUUGCAGCUGGGAACAAGCACUUAAGCUCAUUGCCAAUGACCCCCGCUACGGGACGCUGCGCAAACUCAAUGAGAAGAAGCAGGCCUUCAACUCGUACAAGGUGCAGAGAGGCAAAGAAGAAAAGGAGGAGCAACGGUUGCGUGCCAAACAGGCCAAGGAAGACCUGGAACAGUUCCUGCAGAGUAAUGACAAGAUGAGCUCGAACACGCGAUACCGGAAAGCGGACCAGAUGUUUAGUGGCCUGGAUGUGUGGAAGGCUGUGCCUGAGCGAGAGCGCAAGGAGCUCUUUGACGAUGUCCUCUUCUUUCUUGCCAAAAAGGAAAAGGAAGAGUCCAAGAUACUGCGCAAGCGCAACAUGCAGGUGUUGAGCGACAUCCUUGACUCUAUGACGAGCAUCAUGCACAGCACCACAUGGCAGGAGGCGCAACACCUGCUGCUUGACAACCCUACCUUUGCCGAAGACGCCGAGCUGCUCAACAUGGACAAGGAGGAUGCACUGAUCAUCUUUGAGGACCACAUCCGACAGCUGGAGCAGGAAGAGGAAGAGGAGAAGGAGCGUGCGAGAAGACGGCUGAAGCGUCAGCAACGCAAAAACCGUGAGGCCUUCUUGACGCUACUGAAUGAGCUGCACGAGAAGGGAAAGUUGACGUCCAUGUCUUUAUGGGUAGAGCUCUACCCAGCCAUCCGCGCUGACGUUCGAUUCACCAAUAUGCUCGGCCAGCCGGGUUCAACUCCAUUGGAUCUGUUUAAGUUCUUUGUGGAGGACCUCAAGGACAGGUUCCAUGGUGAAAAGAAAAUAAUCAAGGAGAUUCUGCGAGAGAAGAACUUUGUGGUGGAAGUGAACACGGUGUACGAUGACUUUGUCACAGUGAUCAGUGAGGAUAAACGAUCAGCCACCUUGGAUGCCGGCAACGUAAAGCUCACAUAUAACAGCCUUUUGGAGAAGGCAGCAGCGAGGGAGAAAGAGCGGCUUAAAGAGGAGGCUCGCAAGCAACGCAAGCUUGAGAAUGCCUUCCGGGCCAUGCUGAAGGGUGCCAUGCCAUCAAUUGACAGUGGAUCCACCUGGGAUCAGGUGCGGAAACAGUUUGAGAAGGAGCCAGCCUUUAUCAAUCUGAGCUUAGAGUCGGAGCGGAUGCGGAUCUUCAAGGAGUACCAGCUCACACUGGAGGAAGCAUGCAGCCACCACCAUAGUCGGUCGAAAAAGCACAGCAAGAAGGCAAAAAAGAACAAGAAGCGUUCAAGGUCCCGUUCGGAAAGUGAUUCAGACAGCUCUUCCAGGCACAGAAGCAGUCGAAAAAAGAAACGGUCUCGCAGCGAGUCCGAUGAAUCCGACUCGGACAGUGACUAUUCAGCAAAACGUAGAAAGCGGGAUCGGAAGAAGAAGAGGCGAAGCAGCGCCUCAUCCGAUUCAGAAUCUGAGCGUCGCGAAAAAAAGAAAACGCGCAGAUCACCACAGCCACCACCACCUGCAGCCCCAGCUCAGCCUACAGCACCUGCACCAGCCGCAGCGACAGCGGGUGGCCGCAAUCGGCGCAGCGGGAGUGCACGUGAGGAAGGCGAGUUGGACCAAAAAAUCAAAUACACUUGAACAAGCAAGCAUAGACAGCAGUGGACUUCAGACAGUGAUGUCAGUGAAGAGGAACUGGAAAAGCGACGAAGACAGUUACUCAAGCAGCUGGCACAGCAUAAUUGACCAUCUAUCACAAAAUAAAGGCAUCCUUGGUGCCACAGCAGCCAGCAGGCACCUGGCUUCUGUGAGGACCAUGGCUGUUUUUCCUACA